This is a messenger RNA of Neoarius graeffei (lesser salmon catfish), 3457 nucleotides long. RefSeq names its product R-spondin 3 (gene rspo3). The record is from RefSeq and is a predicted model, not a curated record. The coding region runs from base 1902 to 2735 and encodes 277 amino acids. NCBI's taxonomy places the organism in Eukaryota, Metazoa, Chordata, Actinopteri, Siluriformes, Ariidae. The transcript is spliced from 6 exons.
AAACUUCAAGUUCAGGUUUCAACAUAUUGCAUGACAUUUCUUUUGAUCUCUGCUGCACGAAGGGCUAGAAUGGAAAUGUGUGUAAAUGUAUAUAGAAAAAUCUACAUUGUCCUGCUAAUGGCAGGUUAGUCAGGUUAGUCAGGUUAGGCAGGUUAGUCCCAUUGCACAAAUCAUUGCAAUCUUCAAACAAAGAUUAAUUAACAAAUUCAAGGCUGCCAACUAAGUUGUGAUCAGUUUUUGUGAGACAGAGAGAUCACAAUAUGAAUUUACAGUGAGUGACCCAGCGGACGCCUGACCUCAAAUGCUUCCUGCCUCCUGCCUGAGUAGUCCUGUGUCAAUGUGCCAUAGAUUUUUUUUUUUAAUAGACACAUGUUAUUCCUAUGGUUAAUAAUUACAUUGAUUUUAUUAAGAAUAAAAUCAAUAAUUGAUUUAGUGUUUGCAGCCUGGGAUAGUGUUUUAUGUUCCUCUAAUUCACUGUGGUAUAACAUUUAGUAUGACUAUGCAUGAGUUGCUGCUGCUUGAAUAUAUUGGCAAAUGAGUCAUGUGGAUGUAACGGAGCCUUCAGAUGCAUUACCAUCCUUGUGCAUUGUGCUGUUCCAUUUUUUUUUGCAUGUUAUACCAGUACGCAGUCUCCAUAAAUGAGCUUAUGUGAAUUAAAUAUGCCAAAUCCAGGCAGUAUUCAUCAGUGUCAGACAUGUAUUUUGCGUACUUCAUUUGAACUAAUAAACUGUGUGUGGCCACCUCAUAUAAUUAAUAUCUCAGGAAAUGAACUGUGUUCGAUGAUGACUCGGAGCAGAAGUCUCUGGCCAUGGUUCAGUGUUGUGCCUUAAUUCUUGAGUCUGAAAUACUGCCAUUUAAUUAACUUUUAACAGUGCCUGCUAAUAAGCUUGAUUCUGCGGAAAGCUUGUUUUGUGGUCUCUGGGUUUGAACCAUGACAAAACAAUUUGUGAGAGUUUAAAUAUUAGAGCUGCUAGUGCUUCACUUGUGCAAGUAGGCCCAGAACUUGUGGCAGCACGAGGGCAGGCAAAAUUCCUCUGCGUCAAGAGUUCUGUGAAUCAGAAGGUCUUGGCAGGAACAAAUGUGGGCAAAUGGACAGCAGUUGUAAAGAUUGCAGAGAUAUGUCAAACAGAAUAUCCAUGAUCUAUUGCAAUCUGUCAGCCAAGGCUGAACUCAGGGAAUCAGGAGAGAAAAAAAGAUGCUCCAGCACAGUUCAGUGGCAUGGAAUGCAAGAACAGGGAGAGAACAGGUUGAAAACACCUCUUCACUUGAAUGGUAUGGAGAGGAUAAACCUUCUGUUUAUCUUUGUAUAUUUUCAUGGAGAUGUCUGAGUGCAGUUAGGAGGGAACAGUUAUGUACUGCAGUUCAUAUUCAGAGCAGACUUACAGUUUAUCAGUGUGGUCUAAAAAGUAAAAAUGACAGUGUUUUAUCAUGUUUGUAUCAUAAAUGGAGUGAUAAAGAACAUUUUGAUGCAUCGUUAUUAUUUUUUAAAACUUGAAAACAGGUCACUCGCUGAAUAAAAGCUUACAGGCAAAUAAUUUCUCAUAAUCACAGGUUGUUUUUAGGAUGCUUUUAGUCAUGUCGUUUUGAGUUCAUUUCUAUGAAAAGAAUGUUACAUAUCUUGGUCCCCUUGAAGACUGGGACAGAGCUCAAGCACACUUACUCUUGCCCUUCCCACAACCUCUCCUUAUAUAACCUGUAUAUUCAGGUCACUCUUUCCUAUCAUCUGAGCCUCUCACCUGCAAGAAACACAUGGAACCGAUUGACUUCAAUCAGGAGUCCUUUCUCAUGCAGCCAAGGAGCAUCAUGUAUUUUUAAACUCAGGAAUUCAAUGAGGUAUUUAAUGUAAAUCAGUCACUUUGGCGAAGAUCUGUAGCCUGCACUGUUAAGGAGGUCCGGGAUGCAUGGGAGGCUGUCUGACCUGCUCGCCUUCAAACGGCUGCCUGACGUGCAUGCCCAGGCUCUUCAUUCACCUCGAGAGGGAUGGCAUGAGGCAGAUUGGCGUGUGCCUGGCUUCCUGUCCCAAGGGUUUCUUUGGUACUCGCUCACCUGAAAAAAAUGACUGCUCCAAAUGUGGCUCUGAGUGCGACACCUGCUUUGACAAGAAUUUCUGCACACGUUGCAGAGCAGGAUCAUAUCUUCACAAGGGGAAAUGCCAAGAGAGCUGCCCGGAUGAUCUAGUGCCCAGUGACAUCAAGAGGGAGUGUGUUGCACCAUGCCCAGUGAACUGCGAGUCCUGCCUGAACAGUGACACCUGUACAAGGUGUAUAUCAGGUCAUUAUCUACUACAUGGUCAGUGUCACAGCAUCUGCCCUGAGGAGUUUGAGCCCAGCGAGCAGUCGAUGGAGUGUAUUCCUAAAGUGCAUUGUGAGGUGGGAGAAUGGAGUGAGUGGGGGCCGUGCUCACGGAUAGGGAAAACGUGUGUUGGAGAAAUAAGUCGCACACGGAAAGUUCUGCAGACCCCCAGUCCUAAGGGCAACCCCUGCCCUUCAGCCUUAGAGAAGAAAGAAUGCUUUGUUAAGAAAAAGAGAUGUGUAGGGAAGGGAGACAAAGGCUUACGUAAAGGAGAGCGGAAGAAUCGGAACAACCGAAAGGAGAAAACAAACAGUGAGGGCCGUCGAGAGCGGAAAAGAGCGAGAGAGCGGGAGAGAGAUCUGGGCACCCGGGAGGAGGACAACAGGAACAAAACAGAACAGCGUCGCAAAAAGACCCAGAGCAGAGACACUGUAAUGGAAUAGGGAGGAUCUGCACGGUGAUCCUCUCAAAUAACCCUCCGCUGGUUCUCCCACCCCUCUGCCCCUUAACCCCUCACUUUCAGGGGUGCUGCUGCUACCUGUAUAAUUUAAAUGUAUACUGUAUAUGCACAAGAGAAAGGAGGCACUGAUCAGACAAGUGACAUGAACAGUGAAGCUAACCCUUCUCUCUUCUGGCUCAACGCUCUCAAAGAGCAUCUAUUGCUCAUCUGACAUCUUUCUCAUGCAGAGGAGUCUGGCAUUGAGUUGGAAUGAUUUUGAACUCACUGUAGUGGAAUGGGACCUUUAUGAAACAGCAGGCUGAUGAUGUUGACUCAGACGCUGCCCUGGUACAGCAUCGCUUUGUGGUUUGAAUGUAGAUUUGUUUGACAUUAUGUAGAGUUGCUAUUGUAUAAACGUUGAUCUUUUUUUUUUUUUUGGCUGAGUAAAUUAAAAGCGAGCGUGCUUGCUGGUGUCAUGGACAUUACCUGUUGAUAUGACUGCAUGAUGGACUGAUAUAAACCCACCAGACAAAAGGACAUGCUGUGGUUUUACUGGAUAAAGAUGUAAUGGUUCUCCCUGCAUUUUUUUAUUAAUCUUUUUUUUUUCCAGUGUCCUCCAAGUAAGGAGGAGUUUGCCUGUCUGUAGUAGCAGAAUCCAAGCUUUAAUUAAGCCAUGUGACCAGAAACCAAAAGCACCUGUAUGUUCAAUAAAUAAUGAUGUUUGUA